CGCCUCGCUGUGUCUCUUCUUCCCCGUGCGGAGCGGAUUUGGGUGCCGGCUAACAAAACCACGCUGCAAUCAUGAUGGGCCGACCGGUUCUCGUGCUUAGCCAGAAUAUGAAAAGAGAGUCUGGAAGGAAGGUCCAGACUGGAAAUAUUAGUGCAGCAAAGACCAUAGCAGAUGUCAUCAGGACAUGUCUGGGACCAAGAGCUAUGAUGAAGAUGUUGCUUGACCCUAUGGGAGGUAUCGUCAUGACCAAUGAUGGCAAUGCCAUUUUGAGAGAGAUCCAAGUGCAACAUCCUGCAGCCAAGUCCAUGAUUGAGAUCAGCCGCACUCAAGACGAGGAGGUGGGAGAUGGCACUACCUCUGUUAUUAUUCUGGCUGGAGAGAUGCUGUCAGUGGCAGAGCAGUUCCUAGAGCAGCAGAUGCAUCCUACAGUGGUGAUUAGUGCUUACAGGCAGGCCCUGGAUGACAUGCUCAGCAUGCUCAAAGAGAUCAGCACUCCAGUUGACCCGAAUGACCGGGACAUGAUGCUGAAGAUCAUUAACUCGGCCAUCAACACCAAGGCACUGAGCCGCUGGUCAAGCCUGGCAUGUAACAUCGCUCUGGAUGCAGUGCGCACUGUAGAGCUUGAGGACAACGGCCGCAAGGAGAUCGAUAUUAAGAAAUAUGCCAAGGUGGAAAAGGUCCCUGGUGGGAUCAUUGAAGACUCAUGUGUGCUGAAGGGUGUGAUGGUAAAUAAGGAUGUAACACACCCUCGCAUGCGUCGUCUCAUCAAAAACCCUAGAAUUGUGCUCCUUGACUGCUCCUUAGAGUACAAGAAGGGUGAGAGCCAGACGGAUAUAGAAAUCACUCGCGAGGAAGACUUCGCAAAAAUCCUGCAGAUGGAGGAAGAGUACAUCCAGCAGAUUUGUGAAGACAUCAUACGCCUCAAACCCGACCUGGUUUUUACUGAGAAAGGAAUCUCAGAUCUUGCUCAGCACUAUCUGAUGAAAGCCAACAUCACUGCAAUUCGUCGCGUCAGAAAGACGGACAACAACCGCAUUGCUAGAGCCUGUGGUGCACGCAUUGCCAGUAGGACAGAUGAGUUGCGUGAGGAAGAUGUGGGAACAGGUGCAGGCUUGUUUGAGGUGAAGAAGAUUGGUGAUGAGUAUUUCACCUUUGUCACGGAGUGCAAAGACCCCAAAGCCUGUACCAUCUUGCUUAGAGGGGCCAGCAAGGAGAUUCUGGCGGAGGUGGAACGUAACCUGCAAGAUGCAAUGCAGGUUUGCCGUAAUGUGCUGCUGGACCCAUACCUGCUGCCAGGAGGUGGUGCUGUGGAGAUGGCUGUGUCCCACAGGCUGACGGAGCGCUCACGAGCCCUGACUGGCGUGGAGCAAUGGCCUUACCGUGCUGUUGCCCAGGCUUUGGAGGUCAUCCCCCGCACCCUCAUCCAGAACUGUGGUGCCUCUACCAUCCGUGUGCUCACAUCACUUAGGGCGAAGCACACCCAGGAGGGCAGCACCUCAUGGGGAGUGAAUGGAGAGACGGGCACUCUAGCAGACAUGGCAGAUCUGGGCAUCUGGGAGCCGCUAGCUGUCAAAGCUCAGACAUACAAGACUGCAGUGGAGACGGCCAUCCUGCUCCUGCGCAUUGAUGACAUCGUGUCUGGGCACAAGAAGAAGGGAGAGAAAGGGGAAGAGCAGCCAGGAGCUGAGUAGAAGGAUGUGAAGGAAAUAUGAAGGUGUAAAAACAUGGGAGUGAAAUGCAAGAUCAAAGAGGUGGAUGUCUAGAAUAGUUAACUCUGGUUUCUGAUAGACUGUUCUCCUCAAAUACAAUGUAUGGCUUUUAUUCUGUUGUUAGGCCUUGCUAAUGUAAAGUUGUAUUCAGCUCUUUUGUUUUCUACUCCUUUGUGAGGAAAAAUUAAACAUUUAGGUGUGUGUGUUAACACUUCUAAACGUGUAAA
Molecule: messenger RNA, 1936 nt
Organism: Pygocentrus nattereri (red-bellied piranha)
Lineage: Eukaryota; Metazoa; Chordata; Actinopteri; Characiformes; Serrasalmidae
Gene: cct3
Product: chaperonin containing TCP1, subunit 3 (gamma)
Exons: 14
Coding region: 72-1691 (539 amino acids)
Biological process (GO): protein folding
Cellular component (GO): chaperonin-containing T-complex
Molecular function (GO): ATP binding; ATP-dependent protein folding chaperone; ATP hydrolysis activity
Source: RefSeq, a predicted model, not a curated record